Molecule: messenger RNA, 2962 nt
Organism: Rhagoletis zephyria (snowberry fruit fly)
Lineage: Eukaryota; Metazoa; Arthropoda; Insecta; Diptera; Tephritidae
Gene: Opbp
Product: Optix-binding protein
Biological process (GO): negative regulation of TOR signaling; regulation of transcription by RNA polymerase II; negative regulation of protein kinase activity
Cellular component (GO): cytoplasm; nucleus
Molecular function (GO): DNA-binding transcription factor activity, RNA polymerase II-specific
Source: RefSeq, a predicted model, not a curated record
UACAAAAUCAGGUUUAACGAGCUUCAUUGUUUAUAUAAAAAAAAAAAUAUGUAUUGUUGCUAUACACAAAAUUCUAAUUUCGUGUUGGCAAUAGCCAUGAAAACCAUAAUGAACGUGCAACCCUGUGCCAAACUCGAAAUAACCAACUCCGAGCAACCUAAGCAGGCGCCAUUUAAUUUAGCAAACAAAAAUUUGUCUGCAUAACACCGACCUAAAAUUCCAGUUAUAUCAAUCUGAAACGAGAACUUUUCCCGUAAUUUUCGGAAUAUGACAACACUUGUUCGUUUGCGAAUUCAUUUUCAUUCCCUGUCGAUUGUUACGUGUGUGUUGUUGGUGGAGUGCGCAUCGUCGAAGUUUCAAUUUUGAUAUAAAAUCGGUAUUUCUGUAAAUAUAAGGUGCUAAAUUUAAAAGAAAAUUGUGUAACUUUAUUGGAAAAAUACUACAAAAAGUGCAAUACAAAUAAAACUUUCUUUAAUAAAGCUUACAAAGCAAAUCACUGCAUCUACAUAAAAAAGUUUAUUGGUUUUGGAAAAAGUGUGGAGGGGAUAACGUAUAAAAAUCACGUACCAGCAAAUACCAAGGAAGAAAUACCUACAAAGAAAAAUAGGAAACUGAAGCGUUCCCAAAGGACUGAAAAUACAGAAAAAUACCUGCCGUAUUUUACAAUUGACGAAACGCAAUUGAUCAUAAAGCAAAACGCGAAUAAGUAUAAUUAAAAAGCUUACAAAAUUUUAUAAAAUAAUAAGCAAAUAAAUAAUUGUGCUCCAAGCUCCAAAUAAAUUUUAAUUACACAUAAUAAGAAGUGUGCCUAUACUAAGCCAUUAAACCUAAAACAAGUGCAAUCUCUUGUACAGACCAAGAAACUACAAACUUCCUUCACAAAGGAAGAAUAUUAUCACUGCCUUGAAAAUGCAGAUCUCGUGCAAAUGUUUAAAUUUUAUAGCCACCAGUAAUAGUCAGGCGGCUAACAACAAUGUUGGUAUGAUAAGUGGUAGCAGCAACAACGGGCCGGCAGUAACUGAUGCACGACGAAGCUUUACAGAUGAUGAGCCAAUGGCUCAACAACCAAUUGCUGGCAGCAACAAUGCCAGUAAUGCAGGCGCCAACAAUAACAACUCAAACAAUUUGUGUACUUUAUUGAUGGAAUCAUUUUUGCAACGUUUUCCAAGAACGUUCAUUUUCUAUUCACAGUGCAUGGAGUUCUUUAAGCAGGCCAUUGGACCUAUUACUGAUCUCAACAUUCAUACGCUGAGUCAGCGCGAUCUGGUCUAUAGCAUAACGUUAGAGGUGCCAACUGGGCAAGAUCAUCCACAAAUCCAUUCAUGGCAGCUGAGCAUUUGCAUCAAUUGUAAUGCGGCUCUUUGUGCCAAGCGCCUUCCAACGCCACCGUUACCUGUAGGUGCAAACAGCACACCUGCGCCACUCACUAUUAACCCACCGCAAUUCCUCAUCAAUUGUUCGCUCCUGACAAACAACGAGGAGUUGGCACUUAGGCGUGCUGAUAAAUCGUUUUCCGAUACAUUCGGUCUGCUCAUAAUGGAUCAUCCACAAUUGCAAUUGGAGCAGGCGCCUACUGGUCCAUUGUCAAAUUUCUCAGUCGGUUCAUUAUCGGCAGCCACGCCAUCUAUGCCGCAGGACAUGAAACAGCUACGUUUACGGCAACUGCAACAAAAUUUGCAGCAGCGACUUAAACGUGAAAUAGCAGAAACUGAUGAACGAAUUCAACGGUACACAGAGCAACAGUUUGCUUUGUUGAAGAGCUUCCGUGAAAAGUCUGAGCAGGAAUAUGCGUUACUGGGACGCUUAAUUCAACGUGUGCCUGAGCAACAGGCGAUCGAGUUUUUGGAUCGUACGCCCCCAGCAUUGGAGGUGAUUGGCGGUGGCAGUUAUGCUGGGCGUCGUCGCAACACAAUUAGCAAUCGUCGAGAUAUGACGACCGUUACGACACCGUCGACGCCCACUACACCCAACCCCACUACGAAUGGCCUUCACAUGCUCUCACUGCCGUUGACCACAACGGCGCCCACCACAGCUAGUGCCAUGGAUACAGCGAAUACUCAGGGUACUGCUGGCUCAACAACAGCAGUCACACCAGCAGCGACAACCUCAGUAUUGGCCACGGCAAUUGUCGGCAGCAGCAGCCUCAAUCGUCGGUUGUCCCACUUCGAUACACCACCGGCGACGCCAGAAGCCACACCGAUGAGCGUGGGUAACAGUCCCACCUUCCGACCGCAGCAACAGCAGCAGCAACAACAACAAUCCUCAAUGUCACAUCAACAGUUUGUACGUAUUGCCGCUAACUCGUUCCAACAACAAUUCCCAACACCAACAGUCGAAUUGGCAGAUGAUUGCCUCUUCGAGUUGGAGGGCAUUGAUAGUGGUGGAAGCUCUUCGAACGUAGGCAGCACCUCGCCAUUCGGUGCCAUGGUGUCGAACUUGUCACAAAAACUGCCAUAUCAACAGCAGCAGCAGCAAAGACUAAUGAAUAAUUACUCACAACAUCAUCACUAUCACGGCCGGGAUAUGAGCGACGUGGACGAAAGUGAAGAUGAUGCCGCCGAGGCAGAAGUUGCUCUUGAUUUGGAUAGUACACUGCCCAUACCGAUGGGUUCACGUCCCAUGAAUGCCGGACAGCAGCGCCCAGGCGCCGCCAGUGCUGCCGAUGUCAUGAACUUUGCCAAAAGUCUACCAAUUGAAAUAGCAAAUUCACCAAUGACUGCCGGGCGCUCCUAUGUGAAUAUACUGGAAGAAGAUGAUCUGGACAACACUGUCGAUAUUGCUGCGAGCAUCAAAGCGCUGGCUAAGAGCGUACAUGGCGAAGCGGUGUUUGGCGAUUUACCACGCCCACGCUUGCGUUCCCAAAUUUAAGGCAUACAACUAUCGAUACAUAAUUAACUUAUACAUAUGUAUUUCCUUGAACUAUACUAGUUUGCUCAAAAUAAUAAAAGAAAUUUAAGUUGAA